AUGACUGGCGAUUUCAUCAUUUUCAUGACUGGCAUUAACAGGGCUUUAAAUCGCGCACCGACACACGUUUGCGAGAAUUUUAAAAUUCCGCGAUUCACGAAGUCAGACAUUGACUUUAUUGACGAGUAUGUUCAGGUGUUUACACCUCUCGCACAAGCUAUAACUCUUCUCCAGCGCGAAAACAGUAUGUUCACGGCAUAUCUCAUGCCUAUAGUGGCUUCACUUCGAAAAAAAAUGUUCGUGUUGCUGUUUGAGAACUUGAGGUACUGCCGCCCGGUGGUCGAGAGCUUAAUCGCGGCGAUCAAUAAGAUGUUUGCAGGUAUGGAGGAAGAAAAACAUUUGAUAAUAUCUGCCGUAUGCCAUCCAAAAUUUAAGGUUGCAUGGAUAGACAGCGAAGUGGAAUGGAAGCGGGCCUGGGAUUAUCUAAAGAGCGAACUUAUCCGAACAUCAACUAUAGAAAAAGCGUCGUCAGGCGAACGAAGUGGUGGGGAUGAAGAAGACUGUGAGCACUUCUUUAACUGCGAAACAUCGUCCUCAUCUGCUACAUGGGAGCAGGAGUUUGUACAGUACACCGAACUUGCUCCCACAAGAAGUCUGGACUGUCCCAAGCACAUGUCGCUGCUGAAAAGCGCGUUCUUAAAAUUCAACACAGGGCUUCCAAGCAGUGUGGCGUUGGAGCGCGUUUUUAGCAUAGGAGGAACAAUUGCUACCAAACUGCGAUCGUAG
Messenger RNA from Ixodes scapularis (black-legged tick), 726 nucleotides. RefSeq lists its product as uncharacterized. Bases 1 to 726 code for a protein of 241 amino acids. Lineage: Eukaryota; Metazoa; Arthropoda; Arachnida; Ixodida; Ixodidae. The transcript has 2 exons. The record is from RefSeq and is a predicted model, not a curated record.